Chenopodium quinoa (quinoa) is the source of this 1173-nucleotide messenger RNA. RefSeq lists its product as uncharacterized. The transcript is spliced from 2 exons. The record is from RefSeq and is a predicted model, not a curated record. NCBI's taxonomy places the organism in Eukaryota, Viridiplantae, Streptophyta, Magnoliopsida, Caryophyllales, Amaranthaceae. The coding region runs from base 201 to 1007 and encodes 268 amino acids.
UUUAUCAGACGGAUCUAACCCCUAUUAUAACUAUGGCGGGUCAUGGCUUUUAAAGGCCUCCAUUCCUGUUUCCUACCUCUCUGAGUUAUUUCAUUGAAGUGCACUCAACGUUCUCCAUUGAAGCGUUCUCCGUUGAAUCUAAUUCUUGUAUCCCCCAUUGAAGCAGCUUCUAAGGGUGACCAUUUCAAGUUUUAUAAGGCAUGGAUGAUGUGCUGACUGACAUUCCCCCACCUUCAAGGUUCUCUGACGAGGAUCUCAACAUCUUUGUCCCUCCAUCUCCUUCACUUCCAACUCCAUUCAUCGUGCUCACAGAUCCUUAUACUAAUGAAACUCUUCGUCCUUCACUUCUUAUCUUUGCCAUUUCACCCCCAUCUCUUCAUAUAUUUCAUCAUGUGUCCUCUAAAAAACUCAUAGGAACACUCAUUCUCCCUGAAAUUCCUUUCUCCGGAAACACCAUUGCGCCCUCUUUGAAGAAUAAAUCUUGCAAUAUUUACUCACUAAAUGAUAAUGAAAAGCUAGUCCUCCUUGUUUGUGUCCAGUUUAAUGUACCUGCAGAGAGAUGUCACACUGUUUCAAAACUGUUUCUCGCUGAAAAGAUUGUUCCAGAGAGGGUAUUGGUCUUAGAUUCUGUUCAGAUACAGAAGUUUCGUGGGAAGUUAUCAAGGGAUGAUACUGUGGCCUACAAGCUUGAGACAUCCUCGGAAAGAAAAGGUUCUGGUGAAGCCUCUAGUGGACCCUCCCUUCUGAAGGACAUGGACUACUUCCCAUCAGGAAGUGUGGUGGACGGUCUUGCUGCUGCUCUUUUGGCUCGAUGCCAGAUCAGGAAUAUCCGAGGUAUUUUGUGCAUUUCCUGGCCUGAUUAUGGUGUACCUGUGAUGCAGUUGGUUAGAUCUCUUCUGGUAAAGGAUAUCUUGCCUGGUUUUGAUUUCUCUUCUUCAAGCUAUGAAAAUGAGAUGAAGUCUAGUUGGCUUAAGAAUCCUCUGCUUGAUACAGAGUUGUACACCUGAUAAGGUUCAUUGUAGUUGUUAUAGACAGACUUCAUAUUGCCAUCUAAAAGAAAGUGCUUAUUGAGAAAGAUGUUAUUACUUUGAACAAUUUUAUGAUUUAGGUUGAAAAAUUGUCCCAUUUUGAGGAUACAUGCAGUAUAUGCACUGGUAAUGUUGCCAUUCAAUC